UCAUCAUUGAUAUCGUGUUGUUUUCAUUCGGUUGCCAAAUUGACAUUCACUUUUUCAUUUGAUUUGCCACACACUAGUUUUGUCGUCGUCAACGAGAUCGGUUGGAACAAAUUUUUUGGUUCAUUUUCGUUGUUGUUAAGUGCAACUGUGUUGAAUUAAAACUACCUCGUUUCAUUUUUGGGACAUCAUCUGAAUAAGAAAAAAGAAUUCUAGAAUCAUGUCAAAGUUAUUGUUCGUUUGUGCAUUCUCUGCAAUCGUUUCAUUGUCAUUGGGUUUGUCAUGUACGAGCCCGACCGUUGAAUCGGAUGUAUCAUUCACCACACAAGACGCAACAAUUGUUAGUCAAAUUGCAUUCAUUACCGAAUUCACAUUGAAAUGCAGUAACAAAGCAUCCGAAACAUCACCAUUGUUUGCCGAAAUCGAUGGUAAACUUCAACCAGUUUCACGCAUCGGAACAGACAGAUUCCAAGUCAGCUGGACAGAAGAAACAAAGCGAGCCCAUCGUGGUGAAUACAUUGUCCGUUUAUUCGAUGAAGAAGGUUUCGCUGCCGUUCGUAAAGCACAACGUUCGGGUGCCGAUGUUGAUUCAAUUGCACCAUUGGCCGAAGUACCUGUGAAACAUGCAGGUGCCUUCAAUGGACCAUUCGUGAACUCAGAAAUUUUGGCUGCUGGACUCUCAAUCCUCGUUGCCUACUUUGCAUUCUCAACAAAAAACAAACUUUUGUCAUAAGUCAUCGCAUCGAUGGAUUAUCAAAUCAUUGUUCACACUUCUUUUUUUUUAACGAAAAAACAACUCAUUUCAAUUCAUUUGAUGUAGAAGAGCAAAGAAAUAAGAAAAAAAAAUAUCAAAAUGAAUCCGAUGUUACGAAGUUAGUUUGUCACAGUGCAAAAAUUGAAUUGUAAAAACAAAUCAACAACAAAAAAACAAGCUGAACGAGAAUAAAGUGAUUAAUUUAUAAUUA
Molecule: messenger RNA, 962 nt
Organism: Contarinia nasturtii (swede midge)
Lineage: Eukaryota; Metazoa; Arthropoda; Insecta; Diptera; Cecidomyiidae
Gene: Tapdelta
Product: translocon-associated protein subunit delta
Exons: 2
Coding region: 218-730 (170 amino acids)
Cellular component (GO): membrane; endomembrane system; endoplasmic reticulum
Source: RefSeq, a predicted model, not a curated record